Messenger RNA from Pipra filicauda (Wire-tailed manakin), 673 nucleotides. RefSeq names its product methionyl-tRNA synthetase 1 (gene MARS1). Lineage: Eukaryota; Metazoa; Chordata; Aves; Passeriformes; Pipridae. The transcript is spliced from 5 exons. The annotation marks the transcript as partial. Gene Ontology annotation, biological process: methionyl-tRNA aminoacylation. The record is from RefSeq and is a predicted model, not a curated record. Gene Ontology annotation, cellular component: cytosol; aminoacyl-tRNA synthetase multienzyme complex. Gene Ontology annotation, molecular function: ATP binding; methionine-tRNA ligase activity.
GCAGCGCGCGGGCACCGUGACGGGCGUGGCCGUGAACGUGGCGGGGCAGCGCGCGGGCACCGUGACGGGCGUGGCCGUGAACGUGGCGGCCGCUCUGGCCGCGCUGCUCCAGCCCUUCGUGCCCGGGGUCAGCGCCGCCAUCCAGGAGCAGCUCCGGGUGCCCCCCGAGCGCCGCGGCCUCGGCCCCGCCCUCACCUGCACCCUCCCCCCCGGGCACCGCGUGGGCACCGUGAGCCCCCUGUUCCAGAAGCUGGAGCCGGAGCAGGUGGAGGCCCUGCGGAAACGCUUCGGGGGAGGGCAGGCCAAAGAGCCCCCCCCAGGCCCAGCCCCCCCUGCAGCCCCCGACACGGCCCCAGGUGACCCCCGGCUGAUCCAGGAGCUGACAGAGGAGGUGACCAAGCAGGGUGACCUGGUGAGGCAGCUGAAGGCGGCCCAGGGGGACAAGGCCCAGGUGGACGCCCAGGUGGCCAAACUGCUGGAGCUGAAGCGGCGCCUGGCGCUGGCCCAGGGCAGGACCCCCGAGGUGCCCAAGGGCAAGAGGAAGAAGUAGCUCCAGUGCCCCCAGUGACCAGACUGGGCCAUACUGGAGAGCAGCCCCAGUGACCCCAGGAACCAAACUGGGCCGUACUGGUUGUGGUUACAAGUGUUUAAUAAACUACACGAGCUGUACAAA